Messenger RNA from Aureobasidium uvarum, 1719 nucleotides. Lineage: Eukaryota; Fungi; Ascomycota; Dothideomycetes; Dothideales; Saccotheciaceae. The record is from the annotation of a GenBank genome assembly.
AUGAGCACGCCCGUCGUAUCUGGUGCGACGCGACGGUCACAGGCUGCUGCGGAGGACAGCUUGGCGUGUAAGGAAUGCCGUCGUCGCAAGGCAAACUGCGACCAUAAGAUACCGGAGUGUUCGACCUGCAAACGUUAUAAGCGUCAUUGUCUCUAUGAUAGGCUUGGGAAGACACCACUAACAAGAAGGCAUGUGUUCCUGAGGUUUCAUUUAACUUCACAGCCUCAGAUACCAAACCAAGGAAGUGCUGCUCUCGAGGAUCCUGGAUCAACUUGGAGCUUUCCCACUACCGAUGUCGAGCCAGACCCUACAGCGGCGUUGUAUCCGGAUGGCGACGAGGAGUUCGAGUGGGACGAGAGAGAGCAGACUGGACUUUCCGGUGGAGUCGCUAUGGCGGAGGAUGAUGAAGAAGGUGUCAGAAAGGUGAUGGAUGGCAUGGCUACGUUGACAAGUAUCUGGCUUGUUCUGGUGAACAUCGUUGCGGCUCUGGGAGCCUUUGUCACCAAUCCGAGCUCAUCAGACGAGACGAGCCUGUCGAUUUUUCGGACGGCGAAGCGCUAUCUUGCAGUCAAUGCACUGGAAACAGGCAAUCUGACAUUGGUGCAAGCAUUUGGCAUGUCGGCCAUGUUUCUUCAGAAGAUCAACAAGCCGAACACUGGCUAUAACUAUGGUGGAGUAGCCAUCAGGAUGGCCAUUGGACUUGGCUUGCACAAGGAGUUUGGAUCCCAACAUAUGAGUCCGUUCAAACAAGAAUUGCGACGAAGGAUCUGGUGGUCUCUUUGUGUCCUGGAUGUGGGUGCAACAAUCACCUACAGUCGUCCGUUGAUCUGGCCACAAGUGGGUGUUGAUGCAGCUUUGCCGUCCAAUAUCCGGGAAGAGGAUCUGAUGGUCAAUUCACUAGUGGCACCAGCCGAAGUCGAUCAAGCGACUGUCAACACGUACCUCAGAGUCCAGUCAUCGUAUCAUCUACAGACAAUGCCGAUAUACAAUCGGCUGAUCAGCAACCCACCUCCGCUACCGGAAGAACUCUUGACACUCGACUCGACUAUCGUGGAGACCUGGUUAAGGCAGGUGCCGCAUUACUUCAACGACAGUAGCGCGCACUUGGAGGAUCGAUUUGCAUUGCCACACGGCAUCAACUGUUGGAGAUAUCGAAAUCUUCGAAUCGUCAUAUUCCGGCCAUUGCUGGUGAAAUGGGCGUUACAAGACGGACUCGAAGAGGCUUUGACUUGGCAUGAGCAGGAAGCUACCAAUAGAUGCUUGCGGGCUGCUCGAGAAAGUAUAGCGUCGAUACAGAAUUUCUGGAAGUCGAGACCGCAGACCAGAUUGACAGCGUUCUAUGUUCUGUACUUCCUCUUCCAAGCAGCACUUAUCCCAAUCCAUUGUCUGCGUUGUAAAUCUCAGUCAAGGUUGGCGCCCGAAUGGCGAGAUCAAGUCACCGCAACUCUGGAGGUUGUCGAAUCGAUGGUCGGACUGAACCAAAGCGCUUCGAAGUGCCGAGAUGUCAUCAUGAGUCUAUGUGGCUCGCAUCUUCGUAGUUUGGAUGAUGAAUUCGUCAAUUACGAACAAGCGUUCAACUUCGAGCCGACGAUGGACGCGACUGCGUGGAUGGCUGGAUGCGCGCCUACCUUGAUCAAUGAGAAUCUUUGGGCUGGCAGUUUGGACAACACCAGUGCAGAGCUGUCUUUUAGUACCUGGGAAGGAGAUUGGAACAUCUGA